GAUUGCUACAUUAGGAACCCUGGGAACUAGACGACAAAGAGAUUCUAUUGGGAGGUGGAACCAUGGGCUGCUGGGAGAAGCUCAAGUCCUCAGGCUGGGCAUUCCCGACUGCAGUCUUGUCCUUCUAUGGGUUUUUUGCCAACUGCAGGAUUGCAGAGCCUUUCCUCACGCCGUACUUAAUUGGACCUUAUAAGAACAUCUCUGAAGAAGUGGUGACCAACUAUCUAUUUCCCAUAUGGACAUAUUCCUACCUGGCCUUCCUUUUCCCUGUUUUUCUGCUGACUGACUUUCUCAGAUAUAAGCCACUCAUUGUGCUGCAGGGGUUCUUCCUGGUUUCCAACUAUGUGCUGCUCUGCUUUGCCCCAGGACUGAUUGCCAUGGUCUUCCUUGAGAUUCAUUAUGCUGUCGUGACUGCUACAGAGGUGGCCUACUUUUCCUACAUAUACAGCGUGAUUCCCCUUGAGAAUUACCAAAGAGCCACCGGUUACCUUCGCAGCGCCAUGUUGUUCGGGUACACGUUUGGUGCCGGCCUGGGUCAAGUUCUCGUCUCAUUGGCAGGGUUGGACUACUUCUACAUCAAUGCCAUUACUUUGGGCGUUACAAGCGUGGCUUUUCUCAUCUCCUUCUGGUUGCCAAUGCCUCAGAGGAGCAUGUUCUUCAAAGGGAGAAAAACUACAGCUGUGGGCAGACAGUCCCAGCAGGAGGGGCCUGGGAGAACGGACAGACCUGAUGGAACGGCAGCGGAUGAGGAGGACGCUAGCUCGGGGAAACAGAAGAUGGAGCCUAAUGACAAUGCUGCCUGGUGCAGCAGGAAAAAUGUGUUCAGAGCAGGUCAUUUACUUUGGCAAAGCUUCAGGGAGUCCUACUCAUCGAGGCAUUUGAUCUAUUGGUCCUUGUGGUGGGCUUUGGCCACAGCUGGAUAUACACAAAUACUCAACUACAUCCAACUAAUGUGGGACCAUAUUGAGCCAUCUGCCACAUCAUCUGUUUACAAUGGUGGUGUAGAAGCUGCAUGCUCGCUUGUAGGUGCUACAGCAGCUUUCUCAGUGGGUUAUAUGAAGGUAAACUGGUCAGUGUGGGGGGAGUUGGCAUUAGGUUUCUUUUCAGCCGUCGGAGCAGGCGCUGUGUUCCUGAUAGUGCUCACCGGCAAUAUCUGGGCUUGCUAUGCUGGCUAUGCCCUAUUUAAAUCAUGCUACACGCUGCUUAUUACCAUCACAACAUUUCAGAUUGCGGCCAAUCUCUCCAUGGAGUGUUACGCCCUGACAUUUGGGAUCAACACAUUUGUGGCCCUCUCCCUGCAGACCAUCAUUACACUUAUUGUUGUUGAUGGAGCCACAUUAGGACUGGACAUUGUGACACAGUUCAUCAUUUAUGGGAUCUACCAUGUUGUCAUCUCCGUGUUGUUUUUGAUUCGAGGGACCUACACUGCUUGUACAAAGCAAAGAACUUCAAAACCACCAGAUAACAUUAAAAAGGAGCAGAACACUGUGGAGGUGAUCUAUGAUGAAGCUUUCUGAUCAAGGUCAAUUGUUCUACUGGGACAGAAAUGAGUAGAUUAUUAUUACAGUGAGACUUUAACAGCAGUGAGUUAGUGAUCUUUUUUUUUUUUUAAGAGUAUAAUUUUAAGAAAAGCUUUUACUGAAUACCAGAAUUGAAAAACUCUGGAUUUGCUCCUGCCCUAGAGGAGCAGCACUUUCUCAUGGCCUUCAUAACAAACAUCUGCCACUUAAAUUAUAUUCUGUUGCACGUAUAUGCUGCUGAUAUGUUAAACUUGACCUCGGAAUGACUAUCCCUUGACCUUUAGAGAAAAUUAAGAAAAGAGAUUGAGCUCAGUU
Syngnathus acus (greater pipefish) is the source of this 1835-nucleotide messenger RNA. RefSeq names its product solute carrier family 19 member 3b (gene slc19a3b). Gene Ontology annotation, cellular component: plasma membrane. The record is from RefSeq and is a predicted model, not a curated record. The transcript has 8 exons. Gene Ontology annotation, molecular function: vitamin transmembrane transporter activity. The coding region runs from base 63 to 1517 and encodes 484 amino acids. Lineage: Eukaryota; Metazoa; Chordata; Actinopteri; Syngnathiformes; Syngnathidae. Gene Ontology annotation, biological process: vitamin transport; transmembrane transport.